This is a messenger RNA of Daldinia caldariorum, 1202 nucleotides long. RefSeq names its product Phosphoenolpyruvate/pyruvate domain-containing protein. Lineage: Eukaryota; Fungi; Ascomycota; Sordariomycetes; Xylariales; Hypoxylaceae. The record is from RefSeq and is a predicted model, not a curated record. The transcript has 2 exons. Gene Ontology annotation, molecular function: catalytic activity. The coding region runs from base 1 to 921 and encodes 306 amino acids.
AUGGCCCAGACAAAGUCCGCAUCAAAGCUCCGGCAGAUGCUGGCCGAUCCGGAAAAGACCGUGGUAUGCCCGGGCGUACACGACGGACUCACGGCGCGAGUAGCUCUGAGCGUCGGCUUCGAUGCGUUAUACAUGACGGGCGCCGGGACAGCUGCGUCCCGCCUGGGACAGCCGGACCUCGGCCUCACGACCGUCGACGACAUGGCGACGAACGCCGGGAUGAUCGCGGGCCUGGACCGCUCCGUCCCCGUGAUCGCGGACGCCGACACCGGGUUCGGGGGACCCCUGAUGGCCGCGCGCACCGCCGAGAAGUACAUCCUGCAGGGCGUGGCGGCGUUCCACAUCGAGGACCAGGUGACGACGAAGCGCUGCGGACACCUCAGCGGGAAGGAGCUCGUCGACACGGCGACGUUCGUGGCGCGCAUCCGGGCCGCGGCCUCGGCGCGGUCGCGCCUGGGCUCGGAUAUCGUGAUCAUCGCGCGCACGGACGCGCUGCAGUCGCGGGGCUACUCGGAGGCGGUUCGCAGGCUACAAGCGGCCGUGGAAGCCGGUGCCGAUGCGGCGUUCCUGGAGGGCAUGCAGACGAAGGAGCAGAUGGCGCAGGUGGUCAAGGACAUGGCGCCCACGCCGUGUCUCCUGAACAUGGUCAACGGCGGCGUGACGCCGCUGGUGAACGCGCAGGAGGCGAAGGAGCUCGGGUAUAAGAUCGUUCUGUGGCCGAUAGCCGGCAUGACGAGCGUGUAUAUCGCCAUGCGCGAGUUCUGCCGGGAACUGAAGAGCACGGGCGAGAUAAAGAACAGGUAUAAGGAAGACGGGAAGAUUGAUGGAGGUGUGAGGGAUGUGUUUGAAUUGUGCGGGCUGUCGACUUGCAUUGAGUUCGAUAAGGAGGUUGGAGGUGCAAGUUUCGCGAAUGGUGCAUAAGAUACAUACCUCAUAUUACAUGAAUUAUAUGGAUAUUAAUUAUUUUAUGUGAAGUGGACAAUAGGAGGCUCUAUCUUCUAAAAGGACACCCAGUCCAGGACUUGUGAAUUGUUACCUUGUUCUCUACCUAAGCAAUCGAAGAACUCAUAAUCUACUAUUCAAUGACGGUUUUGAAGCCGUCUUGGUACGAAAGUAUUCGAUUCGAUAUAUCACACGGCCACAUGCGUGGCCCUCUUUACCACAAAUAUAAGUUGAUCUGUUAGUUUUGCGAUUAAGCAAAC